Cladophialophora immunda is the source of this 2331-nucleotide messenger RNA. RefSeq lists its product as uncharacterized. The transcript has a single exon. The record is from RefSeq and is a predicted model, not a curated record. NCBI's taxonomy places the organism in Eukaryota, Fungi, Ascomycota, Eurotiomycetes, Chaetothyriales, Herpotrichiellaceae. Bases 137 to 1150 code for a protein of 337 amino acids.
UGUAACUACACAGGUCAACACAUCACCGACUCCGUCUUAUGCCAAAGGUUUGAGUGGUUUCUUAAUGUCAACCGCCCUAUAGCCUCUUCUGGAGCGGCGAGGGCACGUCUCUCUGCCAAUUCUCCUCUUGAAAGCCAUGGCCUCAUCAUCUGCUGCAAAAAAACCGGGCCAACUAGAAGUGCCGGCCGCAACGCCCAGUGUCGAACGACCCAAACUCUACACCACCACUACUCGAACGACAGCACACCGUCUCCCUCCUCCGGCGCUGUUCCAGGGCCCCCCGUCGAAGAACGCGUCGCACAUCUCCCUUGUCGUUCCGACUGACCGUCCUCCCGCCGAGACCGAAGGAGGCGCCCAAAAUGGCCGGCGAAAGAUCAUUCGUCCGUCUCGAGUUCCUCCUGCCUCAUCCUUCUCCGGCACCUCUCCAUCUCAACUACGUCACCCUGCCGGGGGAACAGAUGCAGACGAUCAGCGUGCCGAGCAGCUCUGGGCUGAAAUGCAAAAGACCCUCGCAGACGUUGAGAUAUCGGCCAUGAACACCUCCCACGUGUUUGGAUCGUCUCAUUUACGAGCAUUGGAAGAGUUGCGGACCGCACAACUGUCCCUAGCGCAGACAUGGGCGAAGAUCGAAGCGGAUGAAUCGUUGGACCAUGACUUCGCCAUCGUCUCGCAGAAGGAGUCGAACCUUGGCGCCGCAUUGGAGAGCAAGACCUCCGCGACGACGCCAUCCGCUCAACAACGACCAAAGGGUACGGGCCCUGGGACCGGCACCGGCACCGGCACCGGCACCACGGCGUCGCCUGCGACGGCCAAGGAUGCUGGAUCUCCAGACGGGAAGCCAAGCGCAUUCACGAAUGACAAGAACCUCGAAGAAGAAACAGAGCGGGACAUUCAACUCGCCAGGAAACGGCGCGAGGCGAAUGAUCGGUACUUCUCCCAGGUCAACAAGGGGGUGUUGGAUGUGGUGAGCAAAUUGGACGAGGUCGCAGGCGCCAUGAGACGAGUGGAAAGGGAGAGCAGAGAGAUUUGGGACGAGUCGAGCGAGGAUUCGGACGAUGCCAACGAGACAGGUGGUAGUGACACUGAAGGAGAAGCUACUGACCGCACUGGAAUGACUGACAGUCCUGUGCCUGUGAGGAAGGAAGGCUGAAUUCUGGCACAUUCCACUACAAUUUGGACCAACCUAAGAUUCGGACACACAGUCCAGGAUUACCUAUCCCUCUCGAGACUUUGACCAGUGCUAGUCCUGGACAGAUAUGGGAUGUCCCUUUCCCUCUAUUGAGUGUCUUGGGGGCAAGCGCGGUUUCGAUCUCGACCAAAAAGGGGCAACGAAGAUGCCACGAAAGCACACGAAGUAAAUCAUGCUCCACACAAGCACCAGCGAAUUCACGUCCCUCCAGCAAUGGACCCUAUCCGCAAUGGUCCUGCUCUCCAACACAACGGCCAUAUCCAGCAUUUGGGAGAAGCUGGGCGGCCCCUCACAUGCAACAACGAGGAUGGCAAGGCAGGGCAAGGCAAAGGGGGCAUACCCCAGAGUUAUCAAGCUCUGUUACACCUUCAUCAGGGAGGUUUUGCGAUGUAAGCAUCCGGUCAUCCAGCCUCCGCGUUUUGGUCGAGAGCAAGCCGCUGCUUCCGCACCGCCUGGACCAGGCAAUACACUGUCGGGCAUUCCUCAAAAUGACCGUCGCAAGAAACCGCCAUCCAACACAGGCCACGUUCUUUCUGCCUCCUGGGCGGGCAAAGGAAGCGCGAGGCUGCGCACCACCUGGCCGGCGGGACUAAGGCCACUCACUCGUCGGUUGAAGGGGUCAAAGUCGCCACCACGUUCCCGCAAAGAUCGCCGGGUUUUUUGAAUCGCCUCCUUGUUUUUGCUCUUCGCUGCCCUUGAGAUUCGAUCAAUCCGGUAUACGCCCUCGUUGCGCCGACAAUGGAUUGAUUGGGGAGAGGGGAAAGGGGACGGCAGGUCUACUCUCAUUAAUUUAGUAUAUACAAUACGGAAGACAUUCGACGCUUUCAUUCGGUUCUUGGAAGUAAAGCGGUCUAGCCCAGCAGAACGAGUUUUGGUGCUCAAACCACACAAAUUCACGGUGCACUGGCACAAGAACGAGACAGGUCCAUCGACAAAACCCAUGAUCAAGAAAGGCACUUUAGGUCUGUGUCUCUGUCGCUUGGUUCUAUGCGGCCGUCAAUAGAAGAUAUGAACGCACUAUUCAGAUUCCGUCGACCUCGAGGCAUCCAUAUCUGAAGCAAAAUGUAUCACAUUGGGGCUGCUUGUUCUGUAUUUCUGCUUCUUGUGUCGAGCCAGAUGCCCAUGUGCUCAACAACUACCUG